AUGGCGCGUUGGCAGCUGCUGGACUAUGUUCUCGUCCGGCGGCGAAAUCGGCAGGACGUGGUGGUGAGUAAGGCGGCCUCUGACGCUGAUGGCUGGACGGACCAUCGCCUCGUUAUCUCUAAGAUGAGGCUUCGUCUGCAGCCCUACAGAGGGCCACAAGGUAAUCCCCACGCCCUCCACACCCCAGGUAAGCUGAAUAUCGUUUUGUUGUCUUUGUCUGCCCACCGUUUGCAUUUCUGCAAUCGACUAACGCAGCAGCUGGAAGAACUGCCAUCCGUAGAUGAAAACUCCGCCAUGGAGAAUCGGCGAUGCCAACUACGGGACUUCGUUCAUUCGACCGCCCUGGCUGUCCUCGGCUGUGCUUGUUGCCAACCCCAGGACUGGUUUUACGACAACGACGCGGCCCUCAGUAACCUGCUCGCCGGGGCGAAUGGGCUGCACAGAGCAUAUCUCGACCGUCCGACAGAAGAGAACAAAGUGGCCUUCUACCAAUGUCGUCGCCUUGCGCAGCAACGGUUGCGAGAAAUACAGGACGCCUGGAUGACUCGCAAGGUCGAGGAGAUCCGGGAAUAG
Messenger RNA from Spirometra erinaceieuropaei, 573 nucleotides. The record is from the annotation of a GenBank genome assembly. Lineage: Eukaryota; Metazoa; Platyhelminthes; Cestoda; Diphyllobothriidea; Diphyllobothriidae.